UCUUGACUCGAUGUUAUCCAGUUUUCGUGAGUUUGUGCACAGAGCACAGGGUACAGAGUGCAGUUGUGUAAUUAAUUAUAUAAGAAACCGAACCAACCGCCGGAUUCAUCCAACAUCCAAGAACUUAAGUGAUUUCAUACGACGAUAAAGGACGGAGAGAUUAUACAAAAAAAGAGCUUUCUGCAGGAAAUAAGAGAAUAACAAUAAACCUUCGAGGACAAAACUGAUUUUGAUAAAUAUCCAAAUAGUAAUCUAUCAUUCAGUUCACAAACCAAUACCUAGAAUGUCUUUAACUACUGAUAAUUGCAAGGUAGUGUACUUGCGUCUAGUAUGGCCAGUGGCUCAUCACAUUAAUCCAGAUAUCUUGAAAGUAGCAGCCAAAUUUCAAAGUAAAGAAUUAUCUGUUUGGGUCAAGCCUACAAAACUGAUUCACAAAAAAACGACACUGUAUCGGAACGGUUUGAUAGUUAAGAAUGGUGAGUUGUUUCUUCAAGGUCAAAAGCUGGAGACUGUUGACUUGAAAACUGCUUUAAUGAAGUUUCAUGAAUUCAUCACAUCAGCACCGAAGCCAAUUUUACUCGUUACCCACUCUUCAGGAGUCGAGUUACAACUCCUCUCCAGAGCUAUCCGGGAAACUAAGGCGGAGUAUAUGUUUAAUGGUGUUAUUCAGCGUGUCGUGGAUACUGUACCGAUAUUUGAAAAAAGGUUUCCAAGUCUAAAGAGCCGAAGUCAACUCACAUUAGAAGUUUUAAUGUCCUAUAUGACGGGGAAACAGCCACAUUACAGGAAUGUAGUCUUGAAGACAUCAUAUUAUUUAAAAUGCCUGAUGUGGCUGCUAACCAAUAACUCCGUAUCAACGUCUGAGUUGAUUGAGAACAGCGAAUCUUAUGAAAAUUGGUUAUUCAGCUUCCAAUGUCCAUUACCAUUGUUCCGUAAUAAUGCACAACGUAUAGAAAAAUUAAUCCCAUUCCUAAGUUUGCGUAAUGUAAAAAAUCUAAAAAAAGCAAAAAUUCCAUUUGCGACACUAGAAGAGUUAUCUCAAAAAGAUGAUCCCGAAAUUCUCCGUAGAUACGUUGAAAAACAGUGCGCUGAGAACAAUGUUCGAACGAUUCCUCUCGGUAAAAUAUUAGAGAUAUUCAAGUUUUUGAAAAAUCCCUGUCCACAUGACCACGGAGAUCAUUCAGUUAACACAGGACAGGAAGGAUCUGUUGUAGAUGAACCGGGUUCAUCUAUGACAUCACACGGAAAGCAAUACAAUGAUCAUUCACUGCUCAGACAACAGGAAGAACUCGUCGAUGAUCCGGAUUCAGUUAUGGAAGAACUGGAAGCACCAUACAACAGCGAUCAUUUCCGUGUCAGACAGGAAACACAACGUGCCAACUAUUCAUCAACCGGAGAUCAGGAAAACUCUAGCGAUAUUUUGGAUUUAUUGACGGAAGAACAAGGAGUAAGAAUCGAUUACGACUAUCCAUGGAGUUCCGUGCCGCGAGAACUUGCCCAUUCCACGGAUUUUUAUACAGAAGGACAAGAAACAGUCAACGAUUAUCCAUUCUCUUACCAACUCGAUGAGGCUACAAUGGACUGGAAUUCGUUUGUAGAAGUACAGGAAACCCCAGAUGAUGGAACUUAUCCAUUCACCAGUGAAGAGGAAGAACGCCUCGCUGAUGCGUACUCAAUGAUAGAAGAAUCGGGAGCACUAUACGACAACGAUCACUCACUCACCGGACAUCAGAGAGAACGAGGAGCAGCCCACGAUUAUCAAUUUACCGGAUACCGCGAUGAACUCAUUGAGGAUCAGCGUGAAAAGGACCGAGAAUUGCUUCAAGAAUGGCAUGAGAAGUUCCAUCUUUUUUACUGAAGGAAUUACCGACAGCAAUAAGUACGUGAUUGGUGCGUUGUUUCGUCGAUCAUUAACACGUCUAAUAAAGAAAAAUGUAGCAGUAUCCAAUUUCGUAAACAACUUUGACUGAUUGAUUGAACCAGUUUUGAAGAAAUCGUCAUAUGAAAAAUUAAUAAAAUAAAAAGAAAAAGUUAACGCACAUGAAAUGUAUCGAACGUAAGUAAAAUAAAAAUGUAAUCUCACCAACAAAAA
Venturia canescens is the source of this 2092-nucleotide messenger RNA. RefSeq lists its product as uncharacterized. The transcript has 2 exons. Bases 284 to 1858 code for a protein of 524 amino acids. Gene Ontology annotation, molecular function: nucleic acid binding. The record is from RefSeq and is a predicted model, not a curated record. NCBI's taxonomy places the organism in Eukaryota, Metazoa, Arthropoda, Insecta, Hymenoptera, Ichneumonidae.